Molecule: messenger RNA, 5033 nt
Organism: Cataglyphis hispanica
Lineage: Eukaryota; Metazoa; Arthropoda; Insecta; Hymenoptera; Formicidae
Product: transcription factor SOX-9-like
Exons: 5
Coding region: 1132-2430 (432 amino acids)
Biological process (GO): regulation of transcription by RNA polymerase II
Cellular component (GO): nucleus
Molecular function (GO): RNA polymerase II cis-regulatory region sequence-specific DNA binding; DNA-binding transcription factor activity, RNA polymerase II-specific
Source: RefSeq, a predicted model, not a curated record
CCAGCUGAGAAACGUUGUCAGCCUCGUGGUGGAAACUGCCCCGAGGCGAUGCAACCACCUCACUCGAGCGCCGAUCGCGCGACAAGCAUCCACGAACCCCGGCUUUGAACUCGGCGCGAGUUUCACGCGAACGCGAAACCGGCUCGGCGAAGGAAAUUUCCAGCGAAAAUUUCGGAGUCACGGUAUCGAUAUGUGAAAUAUCUCAACGUCCACGAGAGAAACUCAAUAAUUAAGAACAAGAGGUGCAGGAGUCGAGCAAGACUGGGCCAGAACUGGUGCGAGUUAAAUUAUUUUUCACACAGCACGAUUGGACGAGUUUGAAUCUAUUAAAACUCUCUGUCAUAUGCUGAAGAACAAUUUUGUUGUCCAGUGACAUUACGGAUGAUUUUUAUCACGUAACAAUACUUGGAUGUAAUCAUUGUCUCUUGCAAAGAGUACACGUCGAAUAAUAGGCCGAUUCAAGAUUCCGUUCAAACGUCAGUGGCACAGAAACACGUGCUAUCCAAUCGAGGACAGAGCCGCUAACUCGCGUCAUUGCUGAAGCAAGGUGCAAUGAUCCACCGAAAAAUAUAAAUAAACACGGACCAUCGAAGGAUGCAAUUGGCGCGCGAGCCAGCUUCAUCGUUCGAAUUUGUCCUCUCAGGAAAGAGAGACGAAGCGCGAGACUUUCCAGCGCCGAGAUACACAGACAAAGAGAGAAACGGCGCAGAUAAGAAGUGACGGAAUUGGCGAAUCGGGACGAGCCAAGAGGCGAGCACAAUAAAUAGAAGAUACGCGUCAAAUCGAAUCACGCGCGAGAUAUUGCGAGUUAAUCGCGAGCAAAAUUAAUUUAACGCGACAACGAUCAACAGUCGAAACGUGACCAUCCAAAAGAGAAGGAAAAAAGAUCGGCAACUAACCGAGUGAAGAAUCGCGAGAGGAAAGUGACACGCUCGUCGCGAUGAUAAAACGAUAACGAAGCGGCAGCGAUAUCGCAGCGACAAUUAAUUGAUUGACGGCUAUUCUUCACGACGAGAUGAGCGUGUUUUCCGCGUGUUGCGCGUGAUAAAUCGGCAAGACUGAAGAUUGUGCGACUUCUCGACUCGAUCCUCGCGGCUUUCAUUGUUCGCGCGACGAGACGCGACGAAGGGGAUGAAGAUGAACGACGUCAAGCCGGAAAGCUCCAGCACGUCCAUUUCGUCGCCAGGCGGAAACAAUAAUAUUAAUAACAACAACAAUAAUAAUAAUAAUAAUAACAUUAACGGCAAUGGUAAAGCGGCAGCCGCCGCCGCGGCGACGGUAGCUGCCAAUGGCGGCGAAGGGAUCAGCGCCGCCGUCGCUAAGGUUCUUCAGGGAUACGACUGGACUCUGGUACCCGUUGCUACCAAGGGCUCCGGCGACAAAAGGGCGGCCCACGUUAAGAGGCCCAUGAACGCGUUUAUGGUGUGGGCCCAGGCUGCGAGGCGAAAACUGGCCGAUCAGUAUCCUCAGCUUCACAACGCCGAGCUGUCAAAAACACUAGGAAAGUUAUGGCGGCUGCUGUCGGAUAACGAUAAGAAACCCUUCAUCGAAGAAGCCGAUCGUUUGCGCGUUAUCCACAAGCGCGAGCAUCCCGAUUACAAGUACCAACCCCGACGUCGAAAGCAGAACGGGCCUUCUUCCGGUCGUGACAGUUCACCCUCGAGGAACCAGAGCAACGUGACGUUCAGUGUUUCCAGGUCGUUGAAACAGGAAGACAUGAGUCCUAGGGGCGUGCAAGGACCUAAUUCGCCACAGAGCGGCGUGAGCUCCUCGCCACCCACCACACCCAGCCAAGGUCUUUCACCGCCGACACCCCCUACGACACCCAGAGGACAGCAUUAUGUCAAUCAGACCAAUCAGCCUCCGCAGAACAAUACUGUGUACUAUCAGGAGUUAAUUAGCAAUACGCCAUCGAGCGAUUCUCCGCAUCAGCAGCCGGCGGUCGAUCUUCGAUACAUCGAAGUCGGAGACGGCCUACCCGGCGAGGAAAAUCAGUUGAACGGCCUCGGCACUUUGGGCGGGCUCGGCCUGAAUAUCCCGGUGAACUUCCAGGAAUGCGAGGUCGAGAGCAGCGAGCUCGACCAGUAUCUACCACCCCAGACCGCGCCGAUACAUCAAUAUCCACCUGUGCAAGUCACCACCGCUUCGCAAUGGCUACUUAACAGAUAUGAAGAGGAGAUCGAGAGGCCGACGAAGCGCCACUGCUCGGAGCAAGCGAUCGCGGAGGUUUCAUGGGAGGACAGGACCCAGGAGAUGGUCAGGUAUCACGAGUUACAGCCUCCCCUUCCACCGGUCCAGUACAUAUCCGCCCAUAACGCGCACCACUCGCACGCGAACGCGCAGAUGGGCCAUCCGCACGUGUCCACGUCCUACACGCAAUAUGCUCAUCGCUACGUACCUGGCAUCGAGACGUGGCCAAACUACAUGUAGGAUCAAAACCAGGUAAUCGCGAUCAUGGUCUGUCAUUAUUAUGGAGUGCUAAUAUGCGCCGGAGAUAUCAUUGAAUAUUCCAUUUACGCAUAAAUAAACCAGCAAAAAAAUUUGCAUAGAUCGUCCUAGAGAUCCGCCGAAAAGUAUUUUAAGGAUAGAUUUUUGGGAUUUGAUAUACCGAUUUUUUUUUCAAUAUUUUGACAGAUAUUAUUUUUUAUUCGAAUUUUCACACAUUAAUUAAAUAUUUAAUGACUGUAUUUAAUAAAAUAAAUUUAUUACGCGCUAAUACAUCAACAUAAAAUCAUACAAUUGAAACUGCUUUUUAAAUUAUUUAGGAACAUUUUUUAAACGGGAAGAAGAAUCAAUUUUUAUUUACGCGAAAUUAUUUAUGAAAAAAUAAUAUUUCUCGUUAAAAAAUAUCGAUAUUUGAAUCGUUUAAAAAUCUGUCUUUAAAAUAGUAUCUGUGUAUAGAUACUCUUCUACGGAUAUAUUUUUGUAUGAAACGCGUUAAAUGACGCGUUAAAGACACUUAAUUUUUUUACGUCGAUUAUUUUAUUUUUUAUUAUAUCGACGCAGAAUUACAGACGCAGAUUGUAUAAAUAAAUUGGAUUAAUCACCGCGGUGUUAAAUUCCUGCGGCAUCGAGCCCGAAAAGAUAGCCAAAUACAACGUAAUUAACGAUUAUAAUUACAAAGACGAAUUACAUUAAUAAAUAUAUAUAUAUAUAUAUGCGAAAUUUGAUCGCGAAUUGUACGCAGAAUGCGCAUCCAAUGCGCGAGCUUUGUGUGAUAAAGUUUAUACAAUAAUAUUAGCGUACGCAAAUAUUUCAGUUAUCACUCGUGGAUCGAUUUUAGGAGAACGUUCCUUCCUCGGGAAGGAAAUCUUAAUAUUAUUUCUAACAUCUAUAAUAGCGAGUCUAGAAAAAGAGAAGUAUAAUAAAUAUUAAAGUUAUAUAUUUUGAGACUUUUUUUCCCGAAAACUUACGACUGGAAUUGGAAUCUUAUUGCGUUCUAAUUCCACCUACAAAUUUUACAAACGCUUACAUACGUAAUACACCUGCCUUAAACUAACUAGAACAAGCAAUAUACAAAUAUAAGCCAAACGGGAGAGAGUUUGUCGCAUCUUUUGAAAAGCGCAGAAUGUAAAAAGUAUAAUAUAUAUGGCAUUUAUAUAAUAUUGUGAAUAUUUUGAAAAAGAAAAUUUAACAAAGUUCGUUGCAAAUUUAUCUUUUUUAUUCCUACGCUUACAAAGAAUAUAAAGGGAAAUAUAUAUGUAGAUCGCAGAGUGGUUGCGCUCUCUAAUCUAUUAGAUAUAUCUUUACUAGAGAUACUCACAAGUCAGAGAAUGGCAGAAUGAAAUCACUCGAGUUAUAUUUUUCUUAUUUUCAAUGCUUUAAGAUAGGCAGGAAAAAUCACAUUCCUCCCCUUAUUUUUUUUUUUUCUUAAUAUUUAUAUUUUUGAAAACAUAUUUUUAUUGGAAUAUACCUUUAUUAUAAUAUUUAUAAUUUUGCGUCUGGAAAAUUAUACUGCUACAAUUAGUGUCGUUGUGUUUUUGCUGAAUUUAAUUUUAUUGUCUUAAGGAAAGAAAGAAGAUUCUCUUCUCAAAAAAAAAACAAAAUAAAGAAAAUGUAACAGUUUUUAAAAAUAAGAAAUAUUAAUAUUCUUCUCCUUUUAUAAUCCCUCUAUUGGUAUAAUUACAUUUAUAUAAAAUUAUUUAUAAUUAUUGAAGCGGUCAUACUUUUUGCUCGAAAUGGCAGAUUAGCCAUUCUCUUGGCUUGAGAGUCUCUACUAUGUGGACGAGGCGCGGCCACGAUACUCACCAUGACAUCAUUCCAUGACAGCCGGCCAUUCCAAAGCGCAGAAUUUCAGGCCAAACAAACAGGCGGCCGCUCGAUAUAUAUAUAUAUAUAUAUAUAUACGGUGCCGAACGGCGCGUUCCAAAUGUAAUAAUAUAUACUAUACUACAUAUAUACGCGAGACGCGCGCGGACGCUAUAAAUCGUCGAUCGGUUUGCCAUACGCUCGCGCACGCCUCGUUCAAAUAAACGCCUGAAAUACGAUCGAGGGUGGCAACAAAUGUAUACUUGGACUUUUCUAUUUAAUGAUGCAAAGUAUUUUAGAAUUUAAAAAUAGUCGAAAUUCGCCGAUCAUCUCGAUUAUUUCAAUUUUAUUCUGACUUUCUUGAAAAGAGGAAAUUAAUUGAGGACGUAAAAAAAUUGAAGAUUUAAUAUUAAAUUAUAAGAAAUUUAUCCUCUUUAUAUUCGAAAAUCACAAAUGCAUUUCUUCGGAAUCAAUUUGGAUUCUAUGAAAAAAUCGCUGCCGGUGACGACCGACAUAUCGAGGACCGAUUAGCCUGAAUAUCGAGCGUGCAGCUAAAUGUAAAUGGACUUACGGCUAAAAUAUAUAGAUUGCAUAUAUUAUUAACACUAGUUACUACGCUGACAGCCGUGCUUUUGUACUUAGAUAUUUAUUCACAAUAUUACGAGAAUUGAUAGAAAAAAGCGUAGGUUAAUGUCUCGGUGUAGUUGUGCACGUUGGAAGGCGAGCAUUAAAUUUAUCGUAAUUUAUAAGUGAGAUGUACGCUAAUUUGUAGAAAUAAAACAAAA